CAUUUGUCAGUGCAGUUUUUGUGGACUACAUUUCCCGAUAGGCUGCAGGCUGUGAUCUUAGCAGAGAGCAUGCCGGGAGAUGUAGUCCCCAGCAGUCAGACAGUCCUGUGGCAGGCGGCGGCGGUAGGACCCCUCGGCUCCCGCGGCCAGCCCAGCUGUCUGUGAGUGAGUGUCCCGGAGACAUUAAUAGCCGCUCGCAGUGUCUCUCUCUCUCUCACCCCCGGGGCUGCCCGCACACCAUGGGACUCAGCGAGGACAUCGAGCGCUUCGAGAGCUGCGGCAAGGGCAGGGGCCUGCGGGCACGGCGCUCCUUCCAGCUGGGGGAGCUGCUCUUCUCCUGCCCGGCCUACACCUACGUGCUCACCGUGAACGAGCGCGGCAACCACUGCGACUACUGCUUCACCAGGUAACCCGCCCGGCCGGCCUCGCACUGCGCACUGCCUGGCCGCCCUGCCCGCGUAAUACAGCAAUUACGGCAGCUGCUCCCCCCACGGCCGCACGUGGGUGGAAGCUGCAGGCUCCCUGGGAGACACUGGGUCCUAGAGCCUCCCGCUCACAGGGCCCAGGUCCAGAGCAUUGGCCAGCAAGGCUUGGAUUUAACUGGGUUUAUUACAGUGGAAAAAAUAAUAAUAAUAAUUAACAAUUUCCAUCUCUUUAUCAUUUACUGCACCCACACAUUAUAUACUGUAUUAAAAAGACAAAAAGGGCUUCAAUUUGAUGUGACAUAUACAUUAUUAUUAUUAUUAUUAUUAUUAUUAUUGCCAUUUAUAUAGCGCCAACAGAUUCCGUAGCGCUUUACAAUAUUAUGAGAGGGGGGAAUUAACUAUAAAUAGGACAAUUACAAGAAAACUUACAGGAACGAUAGGUUGAAGAGGACCCUGCUCAAACGAGCUUACAGUCUAUAGAUAAAGUCUAAUUUGUUAUAUUUUAUAAUAAUACACAAAAAUGCAACCAAAAAAAUGAAAAAAACCCCCCCCCCCCCCUUUACAGUUAUGGUAAUGCAUGCAAAAAAUUGUGCAGUAUAAGAAAAGUAAUUUUAAAAAUAAACUCUUAUUUGCGCUGAUGAACAGAGUAUUAAAUAAUGACUAGGACUUCGGUUUAUUUUUGGUGAUUGCAGGUCACAAAACGCAAAGCGUGUUUAAAAAAAAAAAAAUCAAUGGGGAUUUAAAAAAAAAAAAUUUUUUGUUUAUCUCGUAAGUCUAAAAGGAACACUGUUAGGAAUACAAAGAUGCCUGAGGAUGUCCAGCGUCGUUUCUCACCAUCAAAAACUGUGAAACUCAAAGAAGGGCCUCUGGUAGACCGCCACUAGAGGCAAUCUUAACCCCUUAAGGACACAACUUCUGGAAUAAAAGGGAAUCAUGACGGAAUAUAUCCGUCAUCUGUCCUUAAGGGGUUAAUACUACAAUGUAAACAUUGUAGUUUCUCUAAAACGGCAAUGUUUUACAUUGCAGGACUUAAGGGACAGGGACUGUGCAUCCUGAGUACUUCAAUGAGCUGAAGUAACCUAUGUUCAUCAGUGCAUACGCUGUGGUUGCUAUGGAAUGUGUUCCAAGCAGGGCAAAUCAAAGACGACUUCGGGAGCAGAGCAGGCAGAGUACGGAGAAGAUGACGGACAGGGGGUGGGUGUUACGUGAAGAAGAAUAACACCUAUUAAGUGGCACUGGAAGGGAGGAAACAUUGGUAAAUCUUUAUAUAUUACGGUGAAUACACCAGAUAUCUUUCAGUUCUUCAGUUUCUUAUCUUUCAGUUUAUUUUUCACUGUAAAGGCCUAGACAGAUGAAUUAAAGGGGGUUUGUGUUGAAAUGAACAUGUUAAAUUUAGAGUGCAGAUAUAUUAUCUAAAUUCAAACUCCGAAUUGGCCUUCAUUUUAUAUAUAUAAAUGUAUUUAUUUUCUGGUGAACUACAAUUCACUGUUUAGUGAAUAAACCCUCAAUUUAACAUCUCCCACUCAAAGCUCUUUAUUCACUUACUCGCAGCACCAUAGCAAUUACUGAACUGCAAAGACUAUUCUAGUCUUAAUCACAUGGAAAAUCCUUUCAUGCUGCUUCUCUCUAAAUGUUUUACUUUUCACACAAAGCUACCUACUGCUCUGUACAAUGUAGCCAGAAGUGAGACUUGCACUGAAACAACGGAGUUUCAGCUCGAUUUAUUAACAAUCUACAAAUUAUGUGAGAAAACAUAAAUAAUAUACAAAGCUUGGUACGUCCAAUGCAUGCAGCUUGAAGCCAAGAAAAAUACACUCCUCAGGUCUUUUAAAAAAAAACAAAAUGUAUUUGCAUGGAAUAGAAGAGAAUAGUCAGUUACUGUAAUAAACUUACAAUAAAAGUGCAUGCAUGCAGUGGUUGCAUUGCCUUUGCCUCACAUAGAAACAUUAGAAGAUCUACAGCGCCUUUGCCACGCAUCGCCGAUCCUGUGCUUCUUAAAGAGAAGCAUUGACUCCAAACAAGGUUGUAAAGGGUCACUGUAACCAUUUUUUGGGGGGGUGAACAUUUUUGUAUUUAUUUUUUUUUUACACUUACCUGGAAUCCAGCCACGGCUGUAGUUCCUGACCACCCUGCCCUCCACACCUCCAUCGACCGUUGGCAAAGGCCUUGCACAGUUCAAACAAAGGCUUGAUUGGACAGUUUUGCCUGCUCAGAGUGCAUGCAUACAAACUAAGUCAGCAAGGGGAAGUGGGAAGCACUCCUGAGGUUAUAGGCAGGGCUCAUCUCCGUUAAGGAGGGGAGGAACACCGUACCUGCAGUGGAGAAGCUCAGUACGGCCAUUGCCAGUAUGCAGUACAUGCUGAUGACAGAUUUGGGGUUUUUUUUGCACAGGAUUCAUAUUUUGUCUUUCCGGACUGCCAGUCACGUGUGCUAACUAGAACUUGACACAAAAGUGCAGAUUACUCUGUAUGUACAGAGUUUCAUGCAGAAAUUCACAUACAGGUUCCUACCACCAUUACCACUUCAAGUCACUGAAGUGGUCAUUGUGGAAUGAGUAACCCUUUAAGGAGGAAGUACCUCUACUGGCUGUCAGUCUUUUGUUGUAGACAUUGCUGUUUCUCAAAAACUACAAUCUUUUACAUUGCCAGACGUAAGGGACAGAAUCUAUUUUGGUGCUUAGUGUGUCCCUUUUAAGUUCUAGUAAAUUCUGAAAUUUCUUUCAAGCAAAACGUUUCCAAUUAUUGUAUUUUUAUUUUUUUUAUAUUUAAAAGUUAACAAAAUGAUUCCUUUUGAAAGCUCUUUUCUACAGUAAAAACUAUUAAUGUGUAUCCUUCAACCCCCGAAACACAUGCCCUAUUCAUGAUUUACACCUGUUGUCCCUUUGCUGUAAAACUACACUUGUGUCAAUAGCUGCUUUUUAAAAUCACGACCUCUCAUGUCUUAACAAAGCUGAGAAUCAAAUCCUGUUAUUCAGCCAUAGAACAUCCACUCCUUCUGCAUUGUUACCACUGUUCUGUAAUUCGUCUCUCCAUAUUCCCCUAACUGCUAUAGAACGUAUGUUCUUUUUGUUAUUUGUAUCCAGCUAAGAAAUUCUACAGAUUAUUUGAAGGCAACCUCUAGGAAUAUAUUUAAUUUGCCGAGGUAGAUGGUACAAUUCUCCAGCCAUUCAAGCUAUUAGCAGGGUUUAAAGGAAUUUUGCAUCCAUUAUAUUUUCUGUAAAACCCAUUCCUUAAUGAUGUCAAGAAAGCCAGGCGCAUACAGCAAAUGUUAUGAGGGUGAUAUUAGAAAAGAGGGAUAGGAGUUGCAACUCAUACAGGCCUUGUCUGUCUAUUAGAGGGUCACAUUGCAGUCCUGCUGUGAGCUAUAAUCACUAGGAUGGUGGCCUGUUGACGUUUAUUUUACAGCUGUCAAACUGCUAAUACGAUCACGGUUAAAAAUUAAGUGCAGAUGGUUGGUGAUUAUUAAGUCAUGGUUGUUAACCAGAGCAUUGCUUGUCCCUGUGGCUGGCUGCCAUAAUAUAAAGAUUAAAAAAUAUCACAUACUUGACCCUUUUCCAUAAUCAUAUUCUUGUAGACUUCACCAUUCCCUGCCAGAGGUGCAGGGGGCAUACCCUGUGGCUACAAGAAUUUACUACUGACAUGAGUUGUAUCAGUCUUAUUGACAAAGUGGAAAAGGAUUGAUAUGUACUCAAAACUGUUCUGGCUAUGGGAUGGGCAUACACUGCAAACAGCACUGGAAAACAUAAAACAAAUUUAGUGCAACACUGACAGCUCUAUUUACUAAAGUGAGAAUUCAACGUGUGACAAAUUUUAAAGGAACACUGAAGUCACCCAGUCUCCGUUUCUCUUGAUAAUAGAAUGUUAAUUUUAUUCGAGUUAAAAUUCAAAGUGAGGCAUGUUAAAUUUAAGGUAAAAGUAAUUGGAAAAAAUCAGAUAUGCUUUAAGUUUGGCUACUUGGGCCUUAACCCCUUCACUACAAAGUAAUGGGGUUACAGAUAAAUACAUAGAAUUGCUCAAUAUGUAACAGACUUUCUUCCUCAUAUAGAAUAUGAUCCUCUCACCUAUACAUUGUAUAAUAUGUAUGUAAUCAAAAAUGGCUUGGCAGUUACCCCUUCAACCUUAAUUUUCAAAUAAAUGCCUUGGUGCAAUCCCACGUUGAGGUAUAUGAAAAAUUUACGAAGGGGUGCGCUCUGAGAAUUGGUCGAAACGUCUAUCAAGUACUUUUGUGAUUUAAUGUUUGAAUAAAAACUAAUUUGAUUGUUUAAAGACCUCAGAGUGCACCCUUUCUUAAAUUUUCUUUGUGUGUGUAUAAUAUAAAAUAUAUUAUAUAUAUUUUUAUUUUUAUUUUUUUUUUUUUGCAGGAAGGUUUAUGCAAUAUGUGAUCAUAUACUGUAACUAAAGCUCCAUUAUUUUUGCCUAGGUGAGGUGUUUCUAAAUAAAACUAUUACAAUAUGUGAGACUUGAAAUUGCUGUUUAGUGAAUGAGUGAGUGUGCUGGAUUUUGUAUGUUGUAUAAAUUGGACCUAGCAGCACCAGAGAGAGAGAGAGAGAGAGAGAGAGAGAGUGUAUCAGUUGUAAUCAAAAUUAUUCAACACCCAUUGAAAACCAGGUUUAUUAAAAUCUACAGACUUUAAACUGUUUGCAAUGAACAAAUCUAACAAUCAAGCUAUUUUUGUUUUACAUUUUGCCUUUUCAUGGCUUUGCAAGAGAAUAUUCACUCACUAACAGGUUAAUGGUUAAAAUUUAAACUCAAUAGAACGCCUUCAAUUAGCUAGGACCUAUCCAGGAUUUCAUUGCAAAUGACUGCUAAACAUUAAAUUAAGGUUAACACUCACCAUAAAAUCACCAGAGUUAGGAUUGAUUUGAGCCCUCCCUUCUCUGAUUCUUUUAGUUUAAGACUACCUUGGGAACUGAGGAUAUGCAUUUCUAUGGAUGUUUGGAGACCGUUCCAAUCUCUGUUUCUCAUAAUAUUAGAAUGUUUGUUUAUUUUAUUCUAGUCAUAUAGUGUAGCACUGUGCUUGUUUUACAUUUUUGCCUUUUUCAAAAUUAGACCCGUUUGCAGCGUUACAAGACUUCUUGCUAGUCACUUCACAUGUGAAGGAGGUAUAUUUGGCCAUGCCAAGGGGCUUAUUCACCAAACACAGCAUUGUAGAGAACUGAAAAAGCAAUUGUAAUAUUUAAGCUACAGUAGCAAACCUGUGAUUAUAACUGGGUUGGAGAAUUUUUCUAAAUCUGCAUUUUUGCCUGUAUCUUGCAAUUCAGUUUAUAAUUCCCUGCACUCAAAUGGUUGGUAAAUAAACCUCUGUAAAUGUCCAGAAAAGGCUUUCUGCCUACUGUUCAUGUCCCGUGGCAGCUGAAUUAACUUUAAAGGGACACUAUAUAGUCACCAGAACUAUAACUUAAUGUGGUUGUUUUGGUGAGUAUAAUAGUUGCCUUCAGGCCUUUUUCAUGCAAACACUGCCUUUUCAGAGAAAAGGCAGUGUUUACAUUGCCCCUAGGGUCUCCUCAGAUGGCCACUGGAGGUGCUUCCUGGCUCAGUGCUGCACAGUAAGCAGUCCUGCCGUUCAGCGUCCCCACGUUCUGCAUGGAGAAGCUGAAUUUUUCUCAUAGAUGCAUUGAGUCAAUGCAUCUCUAUGAGGAGGUCCUGACUGGCAUUGGAUUGGCUAAAAAAUAAUCCAUUUUGAUUGUCACAAAGGGGGCGGAGCCAGCGCCAGCAGACUCACGCAGCGCUGAAAAUAAGGUGGGUUUUAAACUUUUAUAGGGGGGCAAGCAACCUAAAUGGUGGGUUUAGCACUAUAGGGUCAGGAAUAUGUGUGUUCCUGACCCUAUAGUGAUCCUUUAACACCGCUAUGCAUGAAGUGAUGACUAUUAUAUGACAUUAUGUAGUUAUUAAUCUACAUCAGGGGUGCCCAAACAGUAGAUCUCCAGAUGUUGUACAACUACAGUUACCAUGAUACUUUGCAUGUCUCUCAAAUGACUUGGAAUGGCAAAGUAUCAUUAAAGCUGUAGUUUUAAAACAUAUGGGUAUCAACCUUCUGGGCACCCCUGAUAUGCAUAAUAUAGUAUUCUAAACUGUAGAAUCUCCCGUCCUUCUUGUCUUGUGUGACUAUAGUGGAUGUAUUUAUAAUCUUCAUACUGACUCCGAUAGCAAGUGAGUUACAUUUAGAGUCUGGAAAUCUUGUCAAAGCUGACAUAUCCCAGGCUACCCCACUGGUAUGCUAGCAUAGUGCUUACUGAUAACUAUAUAUUCAGAUAUGAUGUAAAGACAAACUGUUCAAAUGGUUUAAGGGUUUGUGAGAUAAAAAUAAAAAGUCAGAGGAACAUUUUAUUUUUUUCACUUUUUUUGAAAUAAAAAAAAAAUCAAGGUUUGUUUAUAGAAUUCUGGCUCCAACUGUAAAUGUCAAACGCUGAAUGCAAUUAUAACAAAUACACAUUCAUAGUAUAAUAGUUAAUGUAUUCCUCAUUUGUUUUCUCCCUUAGGAAAGAAGGCUUAUCGAAAUGUGGGAAGUGUAAGCAGGCGUUUUACUGUAACGUUGAAUGCCAGGUAUGACUGCAACGCUACUGACUUGCUGUCCUAUAUAUCUGACUGUAAUUGAAUUUGAAUAUCCGUAAUUGUUUAACUAUUUGCAUGCUGGGUUUUUGAGGUCCUAAUCCAGCAUUUAUGAAUCCCCAUUCUAAGUGCGGAUUCUAGAGGAUUAGCAUGAAUCUAGUUCCAAUUUAUUAAAAUUUAAACUCAACAAACUUGUAGUAUACCUGUACUUAGUGUCUUAUUCACCCAAGCAGUUUAGUUACUCGAUUGCUAACCAUAAAUGAGCUAUUAAUCACAAUACAAUUUGAAAUGCUGGUCACUUUUUCUUCAACUCUGUAUGAUCCUGCCCGAGGAUACAUUUUAAUUAUCCAUGCCUACAGGGGGAAUACUCACUCAGUCACAAAUUGGAUUUAGUUUAUCUUAAUGAUUAAAACUUUUCCAAAAGUUGUAUGGUUUUUAAAGCCUUGCCGAAUAAAUGAUCUUCAUCUUUAGUGGUUUAAGAUGCUUCAAAGCCAUUGGGGACUGUGUGUAAUUUUCUGCAUACUAUUUAUAAGGAAUAGACCGGAUAGAGAUAUAUAUAUAUUUUUUUUUUUUUUAUGUGUUCUUCCAGUUUUCUUUUUAAAGAUAUUUUGUCGAAAAUUGCAUUGUUCUUCACUUAUGGUGUCCGUGUUUGGUGAUACGUCUAACAAAAAAGUGUCUCUCCAAGGAUGCCCUAUAAGACUAAGUCUGCAAGAAAAUGAUCUAUUUUCGCAGCCAUUGCUAGUGACCGCUGUGGAAACUGAGUAAAUGUAAUGACAGAAUCUUUGCUUUUUGUCAUGUUUUUGACAACAUGGGACUUAAUCACAAAACAAAAGUCCCUAUUUUGUGUUAUCCUUUGACUGUUGGAAUUUCAGUAACAUUCCACCAGCUUCAACAUGAGUAUUUUAUAAACCUUCUGUCUUUAUGACCUACUUAAAAUGAAUAUCAUUAAAAAUGGCUUCCCUAUUAUGGAGAAGAACCCCUGUAGGUACUAUAAUACCCCUGUCGGGUGUAAGAAGUACCCCUGCAGGUCUAAAAUAAAUUUUACCCCUGUAAUACUAAAUCUACCUCAAGAAAAUAAUUUUCUAUUGAUUUUUAAAUUCCAAAUUAAUUGUGUAGACCCUGAUAUUUAAGUUAAUCCCAUAUUGGAGAGCAAGCCUUAUUAAAGGUAGUAAAGAAAAUAUAUAUAUAUAUAUAUAUAUAUAAUAUUCUAUAUUUUGCAAGAAAAAGUAUGUGAACCCUUUUGGAAUGAUAUGGAUUUCUGCACAAAUUGGUCAUAAAAUGUGAUCUGAUCAUCUAAGUCACAACAAUAGACAAUCACAGUCUGCUUAAACUAAUAACACACAAAGCAUGAAAUGUUGCCAUGUUUUUAUUGAACACACCAUGUAAACAUUCACAGUGCAGGUGGAAAAAGUAUGCAGAAAUCCAUAAUUCCAAAGGGUUCACAUACUUUUUCUUGCAAUUGUGUGUGUGUUUUAAUAUGUUUAUAUGUGUGUGUGUAUAUACAAUGUUAAACAAAAAUCUGCACACCAGUCAAGCCAUAAGACUUGCUUUUCCCACAGAAAUCCCAAAACUGCAGCGAUGUUAUAACCGCAAAGGAUUCUGGAUUACUGGUUUGCUUAUUGAGGCUUGGGAAGCAAAAUAACAAUCAGUACCACAAACAAAGGAAGAUUAAAAGCCCAUGAGAAAAUUCAGAGCAAGUGUAUGCUCAUUUCCAAUCUUAAAGGGGCAUUUUUUUUUUUAUAUAUAUCGUAACCCAGAGAGCUACCAAGAGCUGCAUAUUGUACCAUUCUAUAUAUUCUGUACUUUUUGAAAAACCUUUUAUAUAUUUUUUUUUAUUUUUUUUUAACGUUUGUGACAAACUUCCAAUUGGCUCGGUUUUUGUCUCUGGUGAAGGUUUGGUUGAAUUGAUUGACAUAAUGAUGUUGACCUAGACCAGCUCCACAUUGGUACGAUUUAAGUAGGCAUUCGUCAAGAUUUAAUAAACAUGGAAAAUAUCCGUUCUGCUAUUGCAAUAAUAAUGCACGGUCACGUUGUCCGUUUCAGCAAAAAGACGUUUGACUAUGACCUAUGCUUUUGUCUUGCUGCUUUCUGCUGGAAGAAGUGAAGAUUCUAUCCUUUCAUUAGCAAGUUUUUUUUUUUGUUUUUUUUUUAAAGAGUGUCAUCCUAUAUGUGUAAAGGAAACAUAUUUUACUUGACCUUUUGUCUGCAGAGAAGACAACUGCAUCCUUUUGUUAUUGCUGUAACGUGUUUUUUCUAACCAUGUAGAAAGGAGACUGGCCUAUGCACAAGUUGGAAUGCUCUUCGAUGUGUGCUUACGGACAGAACUGGAAUCCUUCGGAAACUGUAAGGCUCACUGCAAGGAUAAUAGCCAAACAGGUGAGAUGAGACAGGAAGUCACAGUUUGUUCUCUUCAGAAGAAAUUAAGAUUUAUGCCUCACAAAAUGAUUUUUGUUCCUGUACAGGAACACGUGUGCAAGCUAUUCAGCUUUUCGAUGCAUACUAACUCCAUUCUGGCUAAACUGGGCUUGGUUAGAUAAUUUCUAUGAGCAGCUACUAUUCCUAAAAUGUUAUCUAGCUGAGCUCACAAAAUCUCAAGUGCAAAAGGUAGCCGAUAUUAACCAUAAUCUAAUAUUCUUCUAUUCCUUUAAAGGACCACUAUAGUGCCCUGAGGGUGCCCCCCUCCCGCCGGGCUGGAUGGAAAGGAAGGGGUUAAACUUUCCUCUUUUUCCAGCGCCGGGCGGGGAGCUCCCCUCCUCUCCUCCUUCUCCUCCUCUUCGGCUGAAUGCGCAUGUGCUGCAGGAGCCGCGCGCAUUCAGCCAGUCCAUAGGAAAUCAUUCUCAAUGCUUUCCUAUGGACGCUGGCGUCUUCUCACUGUGAUUUUCUCAGUGAGAAACGCGGAAGCCCUCUAGUGGCUGUCAAUGAGACAGCCACUAAAGGCUGGAUUAACCCUAACAUAAACAUAGCAGUUUCAGAGAAACUGCUAUGUUUAUAGUAAAAAGGGUUAACCCUAGAUGGGCUAGGCACCCAGACCACCUCAUUAAGCUGAAGUGGUCUGGGUGCCUAUAAUGGUCCUUUAAAUGUGUGAUUCGUUUCUUCACCUUAAAUGUGUGCAAUCCUUAUUACAUCGAAAAAUAUUGAAAUAUGUUGAUGGAAGGCAAGGUCUACUUGUGACAAGACUUCAUAAAUCUGCCUUACGCUUUUUUUUUAUUUUUUUUUUUUUAAUGGUGGUAGUAGCAGAUCAAAUCACCUCCUCUUUUAACUACCGUAUAAUCAGUGCUCAUUAUAAAAGGCACCAUGUAUAGCCAAACUUCUGUUGAUUCUUUGGUUUUGUUUAAAAGAUUUGAUUAAUGAUUUGCAGUAUGGUUGAAAUCUUGAGAUCAGUGGAAAGUUUGUAGUACACCCUUCUGAGUCCUAUAUAACCCAAAAUAUUAAACUAGAAUCCUCACAAAAAAUGUACUAAACGUUUAAUUUACUCUUGAGUAGAAAUGCUUUUCGGACCCCUUUAUUACUUGGUUAUUCGUUCAAUCUACUCCAAAAUACUAAGAGACCAUCAUAGUCUUUAUUAAUAUUGAACUCUGACCUGCAUAGUCUCUCAAUCUCUGUAGGGUAGUCUGACUCACUUGCUACUGUUGUUGGUGGGAGUGUACAAGUGUAUUCUAUUGUUGAUGUGCCUUUGAGCAAAGGGUAGCAAUCAUGAUGGGUAUUUUACCUUAUGCUCUUUUAAAAAAAUAUACUUUUCUGACCAUACAUUUAGCCAGGAGAUUUGUUAGGUUUUUCUUACAAUUUACAGGAUUCUUAUUUAUAAAUAGGUCUUUCUCACAGCUGUCAGUCAAAUCUUCUGAAGAAUUGGCUCACAAGGGGGAGAGCGGUCCUUCUGCUUUCCAUGCCAAGCAGACCACAGUACAUGCGCUGUGGUUGCUAUGGUAACUCCAUAGCUGUUGCUGCUAGCACGUAUAGAAAGUAUAGUUCAGACACCAGUAUACUGGCACUAAAGCUCCCUGUGUCUCCCUCAUACCCCACUGCCCCCAACCACGGGCAAAUAAAAGUAAACCCUUUAUUUACAGUACUUUCCAUAUCCCUGGGCGCUGGGUUGACGCUUGCUCCCCUCCGAGGUCGCACAACAAGUGAGUUUAUGGACAUGUGUGACAAAUGCUGCGCAUGCAUUAGACCUAUCAAUAGGAAGGCAUUGAAUCUGUGCUGAUGCUGAGUGUCCACAUGCAGAGGAUGUCCAGCAUCAGAUACCGGACCAAAGUUCAGUUUCGAUUCAGGAAAACCUCUAGUGGCUAUCUGGUAUACAGCCACUGUGAGCAGACUUAGUGCUGCAAUGUAAACAUUGCAGUUUCUCUGGAUCUGCAAUGUUUAACAUUGCAACACUAGGUGCAAAUGGAGCAUUGCACCUUGACCACUUCAAGUAGCUGAAGUGGUCUGGGUGCCUACAGUGUCCCUUUAAGCUUAACUUGUUUUGGUGCUUGUGGUGUCUCUUUAAUACAUUUGGCUAAGCUUUUCGAAAGAUUACAGAUUGUUAGAAAACCUUUUCAAAUGAUUUGUCUCUAAUGGUGACUUCUGUAGAUAAUUUGGAAACUCUCUUUUUCUAACAGAUUGUGAUUGUUUGUUUGAAAAGCUUAUCAAAGAUAAUUAAAUCAAGGCCUUUGUGCCUUCUUGAUCUCCACUAAAUUAUCUUUCUAAAAUACUGUCAAAUUUUUUUAUUUUUUUUCUGGAAACGAAAUAGAAGUUAUGCAAUAAAGAGUAGAAUACCAGCCCACAAUUAUUGUUUCAAGGUCAUAGUUAAACUAAAAGUUAAACACUUAAUCGGUUCUCAAUAUCUCGCUUAACUAUUGAAGAUUGAAUACUUUAAAAUAUUUCCAAGGUAAUUUUCAUUUCUAAAGCACUGUUGGAUAAUGUGGGAGGCUGAACACUUGAGAUUUUUUUUUUUUUUUUUUAAAUGUAUUUCAUUUUUAAUCUUUCAACUAAAGAAAAAUGAUGUGGCAAGAGUUUAGUUGACAAGCCUGGAGCAUUGCUUCUGUGAUCACUCUCAAAAAACAGUCUACAGAUCCACAAUUGAAUGAUGCUCUUUCAUAAGAUAUGACUUACUGGCAAGAAUCUAUAAUUGCUAGCUCUUAGGAAUAAACAGCAUAUACUGUAUUGAAGCUUAGUAUGCUAAGUACAGUCCUCGUAACCUCAGCUGCUAGACCACCUGCAAACACAUAUUUAAUAGCCAAACGUACAAAGAAGGGGCCCGAGGCCAACAGCUGAGCUCUGCAUUUAUACUUUGUCAACAGUGAACAGAUUCACUUACCCCAAAGUGAGACUUGCAAGUUUGCCUUAUUUGGAUGCAUUCGAAUCAAAAGGGAGAAAAAUACAUAUUUAAAUAAACCUUGGGUAUUUUUUUAUUUUUACCUUUUUGGGGGGGGGUGGGGGGGGGGCAGGGUUCCUUUCCACUUCAUUGUGCUAAAUACAGCUUGUGGCGCUGUGCAUGUGUUUUAUUUUUAACCAGUACUUGCGACGGUGCCUGUGAAUCUAAUUAUUUCUUACUAAAUAUAUUUUUGCAAUUUUAAAAUAAUUUUUUGUAUUUUAAAUCUUAGAAAACACAGACAGAACGAACGCAGGCAGAGCGGUUCCUGACAGUUAAGGAGUUUGAAUCUCGUAAGAAUUACAAUCACUUUCAAUGUUCUAUUUUAUUUAGAUCUGUUUUAUAGAUGCGUGUGACUGUAAGCCUGUUUUCUCACAGUCACGCUAUUUGUUCUAUGAUGCGUUUUUAUGAAUAUAUGUUAAAGUAAAGUGGUUAAAACUUCUAAAAUUAUUAAGCAUUCUAUAUAAGCAAUUUGCACAGUGAGAGUUCUGAAAAAAUGUUGAAACAUAUAAAAUAUGUAAUUUUUAUUUAUAAUCAAAGAGUAUGUGUGUGUGUGUGUAUGUGUAUAUAUAUAUGUAUGUAUGUAUGUAUGUAUGUAUGUAUGUAUAUGUGUAUGUAUGUAUAUAUAAUCUCCAGUGGAUUGUCACUUUAAGCUUGCUUACAUGUAGUUUUUCUAUAAUGAAAACAAAAUUAUUUGCAAUACAAAUUUUAGAAGCUAUGAUUUCUUCCCACCUCAUUUUUAGUAGUGCUACAAUUUUUUCCAGAAUGUCCUCUGCUAAGGUCCAAAAGUUAGGUGUGUGUGUGUUUUUUUUUUUUUUUGUUUUUAGGAGUUGCAGAGUGCUGCAGCAGAAGAUGACAAAGUUGAUUGUGGUUAGUGCAGGCCAAAUUUCAAGUCCUACACGACUAGCCAGGCCUUAAAAUGUACUCCCCUGUGCAUGGCAGAAUCACCAGAUGUGAAUUUGCUAGUGACAACUGAUACAUUUUCACUUGCUAGUGACAAGUUGGAGGAUCACAACAUCAACAUACAUUGACUAAUUUGAACAUGAUUUAAAUGUAUCACUGCAUUUUUCCCAGGCCUUGCAUGUUGUUCUAUAACCUACAAACUUAUGUUUUAAUUUUUUUUUUUAUAAAGCAUCAUUAUUUAUUGUCUAUAACUCAAGUUGAUACAGUGUAUGUACAUUGACGCAGCUGUACCAUGCAAGGACCUUCUCUUUGCAAAACCCAAAUGCACAUGGGGAUAGUACCCACGUUCAUGAAUGAUGUUCCUACAAACUUGGAGAUACAGCUAUCAAAUAAUCAUUUCAGACUGAUUUUUAGUUCUCCUAUGCUGCCAUUCCAGUGGGUGGUAGGAAGGAAACUGGAGUAUUGUUUUGAGCUAUCAAACCUAAAACCAUAUUUAUAUAAAAAAAAAAAAAGGGGGGGGCUUUUUAAAAAUAAUAAUUUUUUUGUAUUUUUUUUUUUUUCCAUGGAUGGUAAACAUGAAUUAUGCUGAAAUAAUGUGAAAGGAUAUGAACUUACAUUUACCUAAUACAUUACAGACUGAAAGAGCACAUUAAGUCUAAAACACAGUUAUGACAACCUCUCAAGCAUUGUUGCUUGUUUUAGGUUUAUCUGCUUUUAUCCUAUGGACAACUACCAGACACUCUGGUUUGGUAAGUGGGUUAUCCAUACUAUGAGUUGGUUUGGUGAGGUAGAUGUCCACCUCUAGAUAAUAACCUUCAAUAAAAUUAGUUUUAUAUAAACCGACAGAGCUUCUAUCAAGGAGUACAGUACUUUUGUAAGGGUGCCCCUGAUUACAUCCUGGGACACACUUCUCAUUUGCCACAAAAUAUGUGGACCUGUUUUUAAGCAGGGCCAGCUGUAUUCCACUUGAAGGCAGGCUUCACACUAUACUUUUUUUUUUUUUUUCAUCUUUUCAGAUCUUGAUAAACUCGACAAUGAAAAGAAAGAGCUGAUUGAAAAUGACAUUGCUGCCUUGCACCACUAUUAUUCCAAGAGUUUGCAUUAUUCUGAUAAUUCCGCUCUUGAAGUUCUGUUUGCACAGGUAAGAAGCCACAAUUGGUUGCAAUUAAACUGGGCGUUUGUUCAAACACUUUUGGGCAGUUCAUGAGCCUGUCUGAUUGGACACUGUGAAUUCACUGUUGCACGUUUUGUGUGAUUCUCCAUACUCUUCAGUUCUUUAUGUACUCUGCAGCCUUGAAAUCUAGUCUGCACCUUUGGUGCUGGUGGGUCAAAUUUGCUUACUGUUUAGGUAAUUUACAUACAAGGUGGUUUCGUUUUAAAGAUGUGCUUUGACACUAGAGUCAUGUUUCCUGUAGGAUAAGUGUGCUGUGUUCACUCUGAUCCAGUCACUCAUCCGGCUCUCUCGAACUGUCUGAAUGUGAUUUUGGGAUUGAUACAGCCAUGUAGACUUUGUCUUAUUCUGUGCUUAUUUUGUGCUGUCCUUUAAGUUGAAGAUGGGUUUUAACACAAGUAUUGAUGGACUUUGAAUCAAGGCUGUCGAUCUGUUUUUCCAUUCCUGUUGUCAUUGUAACCUUUUUCAGCCUGUCAAUAGUGUAAACAUGAUUUGUUACAUAAAGCUGUAACGUAGCAACUCUAUCAGGGUCAUGCACUAAACUCCACGUUUUACUGAACAAAAUCUCAAUGGCAACAUUAAGUCAUAACAAAUUUUGAAAAAUUCUUCAGUGUGGCUAUGGAAACACUUUGCUAGAAUUUCAAGUUUAGUGAAUAAUCCCCGAAAAUAUGACUAAAAAAAAAACCUUUCAGAGUAUAUACCAAAAACUAGACUGUUGCUUAGAGGUAAAGCCCCUGUGAUGCUAUGUUACAUUAUAUAGAAACCUAGAAUGUGACGGAAGAUAAGAGCCAUUCAGCCCUUCUAGUGUGCCCAGUUUUAAUACUUUAAUUAGUCCCUGGCCUUAUCUUAUAGUUAAGAUAGCCUUAUGCCUAUCCCACGCAUGCUUAAACUCCUUUACUGUGUUAACCUCUACCGCUUCAGCUAGAAGGCUAUUCCAUGCAUCCACUACCCUCUCAGUAAAGUAAUACUUCCUGAUAUUAUUUUUAAACUUUUGCCCAUCUAAUUUAAGACUAUGUCCUCUUGUUGUGGUAGUUUUUCUUCUUUGAAAUAUAGUCUCCUCCUUUACUGUGUUUAUUCCCUUUUAUAUAUUUAAAUGUUUCUAUCAUAUCCCCCCUGUCUCGUCUUUCCUCCAAGCUAUACAUGUUAAGAUCCUUUAACCUUUCCUGGUAAGUUUUAUCCCGCAAUCCAUGAACCAGUUUAGUAGCCCUUCUCUGAACCCUCUCUAAGGUAUCAAUAUCCUUCUGAAGAUACGGUCUCCAGUACUGUGUACAAUACUCCAAGUGAGGUCUCACCAGUGUUCUGUACAAUGGCAUGAGCACUUCCCUCUUUCUACUGCUAAUACCUCUCCCUAUACAACCAAGCAUUCUGCUAGCAUUUCCUGCUGCUCUAUUACAUUGUCUGCCUACCUUUAAGUCAUCAGAAAUAAUCACCCCUAAAUCCCUUUCCUCAUAUGUUGAGGUUAGGACUCUAUCAAAUAUUCUGUACUCUGCCCUUGGGUUUUUACGUCCAAGAUGCAUUAUCUUGCACUUAUCCACAUUAAAUGUCAGCUGCCACAGCUCUGACCAUUUUUCUAGUUUAUCUAAAUCAUUUGCCAUUUGGCUUAUCCCUCCUGGAACAUCAACCCUGUUGCAAAUUUUAGUAUCAUCAGCAAAAAGACACAUCUUACCAUCAAGACCUUCUGCAAUAUCACUAAUAAAAAUAUUAAAGAGAAUGGGUCCAAGUACAGAUCCCUGAGGUACCCCACUAGUGACAAGCCCAAGCUUCGAUAUAUUCCAUUGACUACAACCCUCUGUUGCCUGUCACUCAGCCACUGCCUUACCCAUUCAACAAUAUUGGAAUCCAAACUUAAAGAUUGCAGUUUAUUGAUUAGCUUUCCAUGUGGUUAUUCCCUAAACUAUGAAUUCUGGGUAACUGACAAGUGACUUGCAAAUUAAAAAGCCAACAUAACUCGAUUACAAAGUUCUUCAACAAUUCGAAUAGUUUGUUAUGAAAUGUGCAAUUCUUGUAUCACUUCUCGACACUAUUUUGGAUUAUUGAAAAACAAAAUGCAUAAAAACCUUUCUUCUAGUCUGUCGCACUGUAAUAAGGAUACUUCAGAUCAGGGGUAGGCAACCUUCGGCACUCCAGGUGUUGUAAACUACACCUCCCCUGCUGCUUUGUCAGCAUUAUGACUUUAAGAGCAUUAUGGGGGAUGUAGUCCACAACCCCUAGAGUGACGAAGUUUGCCUGCUUCUGCCUUAUGGUUUGCUUGUGUGUUUUUUGUUUUUUUUAUUUAACAUUGCUUGCUGAUCUUGUUAAACUGGAUAUCUUUUAUAAAAUAAAAGUUAAAAUACUCCUUUCUCCUCUUUCCCCAAUAAAGUAUAUACAAUAUUAAAAUAACCAGAGGAUUAUAGCUUUAAGUGAUCUGUUAAUCUUUUAUUCCCGUAGGUUAACUGCAAUGGAUUCACGAUUGAAGACGAGGAACUCUCUCAUUUGGGAUCAGCUGUAUUUCCAGAGUAUGUUUAUUUUUAUUUUAUAAUGUGCUUCCAUGGUUUUAUUGUAACUGCAAAGUGCAUGUGACAGAUGGAUGCCACAAAUGAAGAUAAAAUGCACCUCAAUUAUUUUUAACACUUUUAAUGUCUUUUCUAGCUUUAAGGCUAAACAUGGUUCCAAAUAAGAUUUAUUUUUAUAUGCAAAGAUUUUAUCUCCCUAACUGGCUUUCACGUUAUGUCUGAUAAUCCCUAAAUCAUGAUAUGUUUACAAUACUUGAAUACCCAGAUUCGGUAACUAGUAAUCCCUGGUAGCUUCCAUUAACCUUAAUGGGAGUACCGUGCUGUUUGUGUAUAAUGAAGAAUGUAUUCAGAUUCCAGCCACAUGUAAGAUGUAAUUGGAAGUGCAGGAGUAUUUAUAGCAAAGUUAUGCCCGUUAGUUUGAAAAGCUGAAUGAAAAGAUUAUUCUGGGGCUGUGGUUGGGUGACACCACAGAUUGAUAUGUCUGUCAAUUAAAAAGUGGAUGCAUACGGGGGCAGGGUCAGACUGGCAUGGUGGAGAGAAGUGUUUUCAUAGAGCUCCUCUCCUCUACUGACAAAAAAACUGAUUUUAGCCUUAAGCUCGAUUUGGCUGACAUCCUACAACUUACCUGCUUCUUGCCCAAGCUGACAAUCCGUGCAAGGGUCAAAAACUCGACGAGCUCCUCUAUUACACGACCUGGAUCAUGCGCUCUAGAGCGCACCUGGUGGGAGAGGCGGACGAUCUCCCGGCCUGGAGUUGCCUGAUGGCAUUCAGCACUAUACAGGUUUGCAUCCCAGGGAAUCCUUUAUGUUUUUUAUUUUUAAAGACACAGCAAAAUCACUUAUACUGAUAUGUUAUUGUUUUAACUCAUGCAACCUGUAAUGUCUUUGCUUCAACAUGUAUCUGACAAUGCACUCCAAACAUAAUGAAAAAAAAAAAGUGGAUGCAUACAAUAUAAACCUUCCUACAGACCUGUAACUCUACUAAGGCAACCCUGCAGUAUUAUUAUUCUUUGUUUAUGAAGCGCCAACACUUACUGUAGCGCUGUACAAUUGGUAGAAGGAAAAAAACAAAGGUAUAAUAUAUCUAAGACCAACAAAUACAGGAGGUGUCAUUCCCAUGGGAAAUUACAAUCUAGUGUGUGUGUGUGUGUGUGUGUGUGUAUAUAUAUGUAUGUGUGUGUGUGUGUGUGUGUGUAUAUAUAUAUAUAUAUAUAUAUAUAUAUAUAUAUAUAUAUAUAUCUCUAUCUUAUUUUUUUUAUUUAUUUUUUUAAUCCCUGCUUAAUUUGUUAACUCUAAAAAAUUAAAUGGUCUAAUAUUUAGGUAGAUUCUUCAAAGUAUUUUAAUUUCUGGACCAUGGAAGGUUGGAUGGAAUCGGAAUUGGAUGUACCAAAUGACCAUAAUAGAAAUUAAAGGGAAGCUAUAGUGCUAGGAAUACAAAGUUGUAUUCCUUGCACAACCCUUCUUUCCCCCUGCUGCCACAGCCAAUAAAUGGUUAAAACUUUACCAGAUUCCAGCACCGAUGUCUCUUGGUGCUUGGUCAGGCUCUGCUCUGCCAACAUAGGGUACCUAAUGCGCAUGCACUGCGAGCACCUCAAGCACAUUAGGACUUCCCCAUAGGAAAGUAUGGAAUCAGUGUUUUCCUAUGAGGUUUUAGCUGACGCUGGAUGUCCUCAUGCAGAGCGUGAGGGCGUCAUUGAGCGGAUCUGAAGUUCGCUAAGGUCACGGUACACAGCCACUAGAGGUGGAGUUAACCCUGCAAGGUCAUUAUUCCAGUUUCUCAAUAACUGCAAUAACUACAAUUGUAGGAUUAAGGGGACAGGGAUACUGCACCCAGACCACUUCAAUGAGAUGAAGUGGUCUAGGUGCCUAUAGUGUCCCUUUUAAUGCGCAAGUAUAAUGGAGCCUCAAAGGUGUAUGCCAUUUUUAUUAACACUUUCUAUACAGUUUGUUUUUUAAAUAUAGAAAUAUAUUCUGUACAAUCCUGCCACAAGCCUUUUACGAUAGAGAUUCAUUAAUACACGGUCACUCUUUUCAAUUCUUAAAGUGUCUCGUCCGGGAUGCAUUAUUUCUCUUUAGUCUAUGAUCAGUUUCUGAUCUAUUUUGGUAAGGCUGAGCAGUGUCCUUUUUUUUUUAUAGCUCAUUCUGCGCAGCCCUAAUAUAAAGCGUGGAUGGGUUGAAUGGUCAGGGACAAGGUUAUAGACAAGGAGCUCUGAACAUAUCAGAAGGGAACGGAAUAUCACUGCAACAGAUUAAAUCUAAUCCUUCCAUCUCCAAGCACAAUAAUUCUUUAUGCAAAGCUCAGAUAUGCUUUCAUUUUCAGCUAUUAGUUGUGUGUUUUUUUUUUUUUGUUUUUUUUUUCAUAAGAAGGACCAAAUGUCAGAUUGAUUGUCCGUGGUAUAAUAUUCCCCUCAUGACCUUAACAUAAACCUUUCUGAUGCAGCUUGUAAACCGUGGAUUAAUCUGGGAUAUGUGCAUAAAUUAGAGAGUUCAUGUCUGCCUCUGGUCUCAGAAUAACUAUAUUUUUCCAAGUUAGAAAUGUAGUGGCAGUGUUACUGCUUACUUUGAAUUAUUAUUGCAGCCGAAUUAAAGAUUUAACUGUAGGGAAAGGUAGGAAUAACUGAGUUACAGCUCCAGGAAUUUCCAAUCAUGGAGUUUAUUCUACCUUGCUGCAAUUAACUCCUGAGUGGAAAUUACCGGGAUUGCAACUGCUAUUUCUACUUUGUAUUUUUUGGACUUGCAGGGCCUUUGGAAAAAAACUCCCAAUUCAUUUACACAGAGAGCAGAUCCUCCUGUCUAUCUUUUUGUUGCCAUUUAAGGAGGCUAAAGACGGCAAACUCUACUACACCUGUGUUGUGUGUGGUUUUUUUUUUUUUUGGCUUAGGUAGUCUGUGUACUCUUAGCAGCGAUUUUUGUAUUAUUAAAAACAAGCUGCAGCAAAUGUUGCUAAAACCAUUUAAUGCAGUUUGCAGGGUAGGUUGGUGCUAGUUAACAGCUGGCUUUUUUUGAGUGCUGAUCAGAGGACGCUUUGCAAUCAUUGUACCCUGUAAGCAGCCCCUUAUAAUUGUGGUUAUCUUUUUGUUAACUUUGAUGGGUCUUUUAGUAAAUCCAGUGUUUUUCUGUAAUUCCCUCAGUAAAUAUGAAAAGCAAUAAAUAUGCAGUUACUCGCUUUGUAAAACUACAACUGAUAAGUGUUCACAUUGCUAAGUGUUUCGAUUUAAUAUAUGUAGAACCCUUAUGUUUAUUGGAAAAAUAAUGUUACAUCAUUGUCUCCUGUUUGCGAGGACUCCUACCCUGAUUAUUUCCAGGACCCAGUCUGGCUAGCCUUCAGAAGGGAGCCCUGCAUUAACUCUCUGUAUUUUCACAUACAAUGCCUCUCUUCAAGGUAGUCAUGCACCAGACAGCCAUGUUUAUAAUAUGUUUAAAGCUAGAUUAUUCUUUUUCUUCCCCAGUGUUGCACUAAUGAAUCACAGCUGUUGUCCUAAUGUGAUUGUCACUUACAAAGGGACGAUUGCAGAAGUCAGAGCCGUGCAAGAAAUCAAUGCAGGAGAUGAGGUAAGAAAUUAUGUCAAAGCAAUUCUCUCAUUUAUCAGAAGACAUGUGUGGCAGAACAGUUAAUUACAUACCAUUUCUUAAAGUGCACCUUAAUUCGUGUUUCCUUUGACAAUUUUGCGUGUUUUGGAAUUAUUAAAAUGGCGUUUUAAAUGUGGAACAUUAAUGUAAUUAAAAUUCAUAAAAGCACAGCAUCAUUAGGGUGCCACUUAUUAUAGAAUUCAUUGAGAACCCCAAACACUGUAUCCAGUGCAUAGGUGUAUUCAUCAACCCUUGUGGAUAAUGCAUAUACUGUGGACUUUACCAGCCAUCCGUCUAGCCCAAGCCAAAAAAAUUUAUCUUGGUACUUCCUGAAAACAUGUUCUCAGAACAAGAACAUAAAAGGAUCCCAUGUAGUGCUUUGCCAGAUUCUGAAUUAUUGUGAAUUGAAAUCUAAAACAUAAAAUUCAGGCAGAUCUAGUGGACUAUGAGCUUAGAUUGUAAGGCAAAAGCCAAAUGUGACAAAAGUAUGUUUUACUUAUUUAAGGUAAACUUUUUUAUAGCUGCUUCUAUGCCCUUUAGAAAUCGUAAGAGCCAAAAAUCUUGUUAUAAAAUAGUUGAAAUCCGCAUAUAGUCAGCUGUGUCCCUGGCUGUAGAAGCCUCAGCAUCCACCAACUGUAAAGCGCUGCGGAAUUUGAUGGCGCUAUAUAAAUAACAUAAUAAUAAUGAUUUGUAUCUACAUUCUGUUUAAAGGUAUGCAGACAUGAUUGCAUACAGAUUAAAGAUGUCUGUUCUUCAAAUACAGAUCUCAUAGCCGUCUUAUUCUAAUAGUUAUGUGGGAAUUAUUUAACAAUACAAAACUUUUCACAUGCUAAUCUCCUUCUCUCUAUCCGAAGUUGUUUCUUCCAUCAUAUGAAGCCCUAUGGCUGAAUGUGAUUUGUGAAUUAUAAGCACACUAAAUUUAGUUGAUUGACAUGCUACGUUGGAUCAUGUUACCUUUGUCUGUAGCAGAUUUUGGAAUAAAAUCCUAUGAUAAAUUUAUUCCAGGUAACUGAACCCAGCCAAUGGUACAGAGGGAAAGCGGUGCAAUUACUUAUCAUCUUAUGUGUGCAGACGAACAUCAGUCGAGUUGGCUGCUAGAGGCAAACUCACUUCUGACACUUCCUUCAUCCUUAAUCCUGUCUUUGUGGGAGGCUGGUUACUGUUUGGAAUCUUGACGAAAGCCUCAAGAGGACUUAACACUAAGCAGAUAUUCCGCUUAAAUAAACUUGGACACGCUGUGGGAUCCAGCAACUCUCUGAACAAUGUAAAACCAACAGCUGCGGCUCUAUUCUCUUAGCCUGUCCUAUAUUUCCACCUUUUGGCUCUGUGUAUGAAUUGCACAAUAAACGAGUCUCAUCUUUUAUCCCCACAAUGCUGAACAGGAUAUGGAGUUUUAGUAAUUUAGGGUCCAGAGCCAUUUCAUAUCUUCAGCAUAGAAAAAAAACCGACCUCCCUGCUCUCGUGCAUCCAAUUAAAUCUGGAAUAAAUCUUCAUACGCAUCACAAAAUGUAAAGUGGAAUUGUAUAUAUUUGUCUCUAUUCCAAUUUCAUAUGAUUAGACUUGUUUUGCACUACAGGCACUAUUUUCAAUGUUGCUUCGCAUUUCUGUUAUGUCAAUAACUAUGGAUCUCAUGGUACUGAAACAUAGCACAAUUGAACCUGCAAUAGUAUCACAUCACAAGUCAUUCUUAUUCUGUGUAUUUCCAGAUCUUCACCAGCUACAUUGAUUUGCUGUACCCCACAGAAGAUCGCAAUGACCGAUUGAAGGACUCUUAUUUUUUCACUUGUGACUGCAAAGAAUGUAGCACCAAGCAAAAGGUAGGUGGGAUUUCAGUUAACAUCAAAGUUAAAUAUUCCCCCCCCCCUUUUUUUAAUUUUUUUUAAUUUUUUUUUUUUUUAUCUUAUUUUCAAACAAGUGAAGCUGUGUAAAUGCAGUUGUUGUGCAAUUGUUCUUAAAGGAACACUCUAGUGUUAGGCAUACAAAUAGGUAUAGUGCCCUAGUCCCUGUUUGUGCCCAGGUCCAUGCUGCAUGAGAAAUAAGGUUACUUAUUGAUGAUCUCACUGAUCUGUCAGUCCACCUGAUAGAAGUAAUGGGGUCUACCUCCAUUAGAGGAAGGUUAACCCUGCAAUGAAAACCUUAUCGUUCCUGCAGAAUGACAAAAGGUAAAAAGGCAUAGCUUUGCGUCUGCCAUAUCAGUCAUCCAUCAUGCUCUACUAAGCGUUGAGUAACAAAACUCCUUCGAUCUUUUGAAGUGAAUAUGGUGCCUCCAGUGUUUUUUACUGGUUUUAGACAGGAAUAAUAUUAGCUGGGGGGGAACAAAUUUAUCUAAACUAAAACUGUCUCAGUGACCCACUCUUUAAAUGCAGUAUAGCUUAUAACAAAAUUAAAUUCUGCAAAACAACUUCAUUAGACUCUUCCCUGUGCCAGAGGGGUCUCCGUUAUGCUGCUAAACAGUUUAUUGUGGGCACUUUCUUGGGGCCUGAUGAAUACAUUCUACCUAUUCCUACCUUUGGAAGACGCUGAAACCAUAUUCUGCUGGUCUACAACAUGUAAACCAUGCUUAUCAGGUGUUAAAAUUUCUUUUAUUCCUGUUUUUGUGUAACAUAAAAACAUCUAACAUGUUCUGUACCUUCAUGGUACUUAGUCACCAGUCCCCUUAAAGUGACACUAUAGGCACCCAGACCACUUCAGCUCAUUGAAGUGGUCUGGGUGCAGUGUCCCAGGUCCCUUAACCCUGCAAUUUUAUAUAUUCCAGUUUUUAAUAAACUUCAAUAAUUACCUUGCAGGGUUAACUCUACUCCUAGUGGAUGUGUACCAGACAGCCACUAGAGGAACAUCGGGAUGGUUAGGUGAAUUUUGGUCUGCACGAGGACAUCCAAAACCCCUCUAAAAUGCUUUUCUGUGGGGUAAGUCCCAAUGCGCUUGCCACACAUGUACAUUAGGUCCCCUGCUGAUUGGUGGAGGCAGAGCCUGAACCAGUGCCGAGGGACAACCGCACUGUUAUAAGGAAUAAGGCAGGGGGUCUCUAUAGGGAGCUCUAGAACUAUGAAAACAACUUUGUUUUCCUUGCGCUAUAGUUUCCUUUGAAUGACUAAUGACUGUGAAAGUGUUAAACUUGAGAGGAACAUAGUCCAACUCCUACCUGGGGCACUUUGAGCAGAUUUACGAUUUGAUCUAUCACAUUUGGAUGUUUAUGGGUCUGAGUAUCCUGUAAUGUCCCAUUGAUGUGAAUUAUGCCUGAUUUUAAAAAUAUUGUUAAUUAUCUGUGGACCAUUUUCUGGCUGACAUUUAACUUUAAAUCCUAUCUUCUGAUGGCUGUGUUUGCGUAUUACAACGUUACAAAGGGUAGCAUGGAAAGCACUGUGAAUUCUGACGGUCACAGGUUAUGACCUUUAGAUUGCAGACUUGCAAAUAUGACUGUCCAAACACAUUUUGAUUGUAAUAUACUUUGUGUAGCGUGUUCCGUUCUCCACAAUUUGUCACUAAUUCCACUCUAACAUGCGUUAACCUGGUCCCAACACGAGGUAUUGGUGCAUUAAAGGUGUAUUCCUGACACUAGAGUGGUAAAAGCACUGUUUAGGUUCCCUGUUUCCCUUGCCUCCCUUUGAAAAGGUGAUUCGAGUCAACUUUUUUUUUUUUAAUGCCGCACAGGGCUUGCCGCGUCUGGCCCCCGCCUUUGCGGGUGAGAUCCUCAAGCUUGAUCUCAGCCAACCCAAUGCCUUCCCGUAAGAAAGCACUGGGAGGCUAUUGCACAUGCACAGCAUAAAGCCAGCUGCAUCAAUCAGCAUCUCCUCAUAAAGAUGCAUUGAAUCAGUGCAUCUCUAUGGGAAACCUUCAGUGUCUCCAUACAGAGCAUGGAGACCCUGAAUGCCAAAGCUGCACACUCUGCAGCACGGACCCAGGAAGCACCUUUAGUGGCCAUCUGUGUGACGGAAUGCCACUAGAGGUCAUCCUAGGCAGUAAUGUAAACACUGCUUUUUCUAUGAAAAGGCAGUGUUUACGUUUUAACAGGCUGUAGACACCAGAACUACAUUAAGCUGUAGUUGUUCUGGUGACUAUAUUGUCCCUUUAGCAGGUUUAAUGACUUAUGUUAUACUAAUACAUCUUUGAAGGAAUCGAGGCAGUGAAGCAAAAUCACGGCAAGGGACAAUACUAGCAAUGGCUAUAUUAACAAUCCAUGCUUAUACUGGUCUGUGAUUGAACCACUUUUAUAACUUUUCUUUUUUUUUUUUUUAAACCACUGUCUAAAGUGUUUCCGAAUAUGUGGGUGCUAUAGCAAUUCUGAUAGUAAUGAAGCAUAAUUCCUUUUCUAUUGCCUUACUGGAUUGAUCACUUUUUUUUUUUGGGUUUGAGUCUGAUUUGCUGUUUUCUGCAGGAUGGCGCGAAAAUGGAGAUCCGAAAACUAAAUGACCCUCCCAGUGCACAGACUGUAAAAGAUAUGGUCAAAUAUGCCCGAAAUGUUGUUGAGGAGUUUCGAAGAGCCAAGCAUUAUAAAAAUAUCCUUUUUGUAUUGGAUUUCUUUUGUAUUUUCUAAGGUGUGUGUGUGUGUGUGUGUGUGUGUGUGUGUUGGGUUUUUUGUUUGUUUGUUUGUUUUGGGGUUUUUUGAGGGACUUCUGAUGGACUUUUAUGAAUGUUCAAGCGGUGUAUCUAAAUAUGAUUCUAGUUCCUGCAAUUUAUUAAUUUUAUGUAAAUGAAUAUUAGGUGAAAACACAUGGUAGGGGCAUAAUCCCUUUGCCAACAAGUCUGAGGAAUGAUGGCCUACCUGGCUAAGUAUUUUGGGAAACGUAGUUCACAAACAUCUGUAUAUACCUGGCAUUACAGAUCAGCCAUGAUUAUGAUUGUCAGAUCCACCAUGAUUAAGCCUAACCCAGUGUUUUAAACCCUUUCGACACUUACCUAAUUCUAGCUCCGAUGUCCCUUAGCACUGGGUUAGGCUCUGCCUCUACGUCUCCUCCCCCACAUUAGGGAACGAAUGCGCGACAAGCGCCCUUUCUGUGCUGCAGGAGGGUGCAAGGGAGGGGGGGCACUGUUGGGUACUAGAAAUAAAACUUUGUAUUCCUAGCACUAUAUUUCCUUUAAUGUAAAAUGUAUUCUGUCUUGCUUUAUUAACAGCCUGCUAGACCCAGCAGGAGCCUCGUGUGAUUACAUUAAAUAAAUAGAGCAGGUGAUACGAACUUAUAAAAUAAACACAAAGUGCUAUAAAGUCUGAUUGAAAAUGAAACUUGUUUUGUGUGUGAUUCACAGCCAGCAUUGGUGUGGCUAGGGCUGCAUAAAACAAAAUAAUUGAGCAGUGAGCCUGAUCUAUGCACCGAAGUGUCUCAUUAAGCUAAAGUUGUUUUGGUGCAAAGUGCCAGUUUCACUUUGUAAAACGCAUCCAAACCUGAAUGGUAGUGGUAGGCUGUGACUGUUGGGACCAACUUACCAGACACUUUUUUGCACAAUCUAAACAAAAACCUGUUUGGGUAAUGGUGUAAUGGGGCAUUGUCCUUUUAAGGCAUUGUGCAUAAGAUCAAGUGUUGCAAAUCAUCUUUAAGUUGUCAUAGUUACUUUUCUUGACUGGUGUACCGCCUAGCGAGCUUCUGGAAAUCUGUGAGCUCAGCAUGGAAAAAAUGGGAGCUGUGUUUGAAGAGAGCAAUGUUUACAUGUUGCAUAUGAUGUACCAAGCUAUGGGAGUUUGUCUCUACAUGCAAGACUGGGAAGGAGCCCUUAAGUAUGGACAAAAAAUAAUCAAGCCUUACAGGUAGUGUAUAACACAUCAUACAGAAUAUAACUAAAGUUGAAAAACGUGAGCAAACCAACUAAAACUGGGCACAAGAGAAUACUGAGAAUGGACAAGAACUCAAACAUCUUGCCCUUUGGUGGGUCUCACCUGAGUUUUCAAGUGGUUUCUAGCUCAUAUCAGACUGAUACCAUCCACGUGGGCAAUCCAGAUCCAAAAUGCGAGCCGGUUCCCUCUGCACGAGAGAUACAGCAACCCUAGACAUUAAUUUCAGACUUGUUAGGCCUUUUCAUUUAAGUAUAGCUGAUGCCUCACUAGGAAGAGCGGCCAAGGAGUUCACAUCUGGAUUAUCUUUUUACCUUAAGGAGAGCAAACAAAUUAAUACCACGUGCUCACUGUGUCUCAAGGCGUAUCAGCUACACCUCACUGAGGCCCAAAGAUGGCCGAAACAUCAUCAUUAGUUGGUUUCUUUAACUCUCGCGCAGAGGGAACGUGCUGGCAUUUCAGAUCUGGGCUUCCCUUUUGGGCAGGAUCAGUCUGAUUCGCAAAUGGUAUAAGUUCUCUGUAAUGGCACAAGUGAUCAAAAAACAUUUUGAAACCUGAGUGGGGACUAACCUAAGUGCAAACUAUUAAGGUUUCACUGAGCUUUUGCUAGUUCUCAUAUAAUGCUUCUGAUGAAUAAUACCUAAUAAUAAGCAUUCACCGUGGAAGCAAAAUGUCUCCUGACUGUCAGUACUGUGCCCCAGAAUAGCACCUGACUUGCCUUGAUAAAUAUCUAAACUAAUCUCCCACAGGUGAUCGGAUAUCCACAUUCACCAUUAAUUGAUUCAUAUCGUGUAAAACUCAUUGUUGGGGAAACAAGGCACAAUAAUACAGUCUAGGAAACCUUUCUACAUAUGUUGUGAUUCUAUUCAAACCUAAUAAAUAGUGAGCGAAUAGAUACAACCAGCACUUAAUGUAAAGCUGGGUUUUUAGUUUCUGUAUUGUAUGGCAUUAAAACUUCUGCUUCCGGAGGCCUAAUCUUUAUUAAUAUUUGAAUGAACAUUCUAAUGGGAGUAUAUAGCAUAAUGUGGAUUAACAAUGUCCCGGUCACACUCUAAAGAAUCGACUAACCUUGCAGAGGAUCCAUCAUUUAUUCUGCUAAUCUGACUGUAUGGGACUAGUUGAUUACACGGACGUUCAGUGUGAUUUGUGAUUGCCUCUUGGGUGAGGCUCUAGCGUUCAAUGAUCUAAACUAAAGUUGUUCGUUUUUCAGUAAGCACUAUCCCGCCUAUUCGUUGAAUGUUGCCUCCAUGUGGCUGAAACUUGGUAGACUUUAUAUGGGGCUGGAGAAAAAAACAGCCGGGACAAAGGCCCUUAAGAAGGUACUUGCUUGCACACAUUGUACUUAAGAUGUUUCCAUAUACGUGACUGUCUCAAUGCUCUCUUCUAGGACGUAGUUUUAUCUGAGCCCUACCAAAAGUUCAGGUUUUUGUCAUCUAAUGAUAAUCCUUGGUGGGUCAGUUAGGUUGUGUUACCACCAUCUUGACUAAUUUAGAAAAACUGUUCAUGACCUUCAUUGUAAAUUGUAUAUCGUUAUCAGUCUUUCAAUAUUAGAGUAGUAGACACUGACCCAUCUGUGAUCAUGUCAAUAGGUACUAUGUUUGUAUGCCUUUAGUAUGACAAAGCAUCAUGGAGGAUGUUUUAAAACAUGUGGGAUCUACCUUUUUGGCACCACUGAUGUAUACUGUUGUAAGACAGACCAUCAAUUUUGUGCUUACACAGUAUAUAUGAAAUUUAGUGCUUAAUUGCCACAACACCUUUUUUUUUUUUUUUAACAAAAUUAAAGCCAGUGAAAUUAAUGGUUAAAUUUUAACUACAGUUUUAUUUUUCCCAAAAAGACCACUUCUUUUUUUUUUUCUUUUUUUCAUUCUCCUCCAUUAUUUUUCAAAACCCAAUGCUAUGCCUACUGUUGUCUUUGAGCUCUUAAUACCGGCAUGUAAUAUCGUGUGUAUUUACUCAGUCAGUAGCUCUAUACAGCCUUGCUGGUGGUAAAUGAAUGGGGCUUUAAACUUUGCCACAUCCUAAGAGAUGUCGCUAACGGUUCGCCGCGAACUCCGGUCAGCUAACACAUCCCAACCAAUCUCCAGCAGACCCUCCUACUUCCUGGACAGCAUCCAUGUUGAAGGCAGCUUCAACAUGGAUGCUGUCCAGGAAGUAGGAGGAUCUGGGAGGGAGGGUCUGCUGGAGAUUGGCCGGGAUGUGUCAGCUGACCGGAGUUCGCCGCGAACAAUUCGUGGCGAACCGUUCACGACAUCUCUAAUCCUAAGACUAGUUUGAUUAAAUUUUACUCCUUAAUGAUCCUUGACACAAGAUUCUUCUGAUGGCAUAGGACAUAAUUGGUACUUUAAGUACUUUUAGGUUUUCACCCUCACAUCCUGGCAGAGAUCGAUAAUCUCAGCCAAUCCAGUACUCUCCAAUGUGUAAGUGUUGGAAGGUUAGUGAGCAUGCACAUAGACCAUCUGAUAAAAAUGUAUUUUAUUCUGCGGUGUCCUCGAAUGCACUUGUAGUUGCUGUUUGAGUGACAGCCACUAAAGACACUUAAACCCUGCAAUGCUGUUCUACAGAAUGGCGGUUUCUAGCUGCAGGAUUAAGCAGACUGGGUCCUGACACCCAGACCACUUUAUUGAUUUGAAGUUGUUUGGGUGCCGAUAGUGUCCCUUUAAGUUGUAAAAUCUUCGCCUUAGUUUCCAUUCUAUUACAAUUUGUUUGUAAAAACCUGUCUAAAAUACUACAAAAUCAUUUUUUUUAUCUAUUUUUUUAACAAUUGGCGGUUUGCAGAUUGCUGCUGCUCCUCCACCUCUGCAGCUGGAAUUUUUUGACCUAUGUUUAACAUAUGAACAUGUGCUGCUGAGCUAUGUUUGGUGUCUUCUAUUCACAUUUGAACCGCUGUGGGCUUUUAACUUUAUCCAUGCUUUGUCCCUUUCCCUUCAGGCCAUUAAUAUAAUGGAAAUUGCUCAUGGCGCUGAUCAUCAUUAUAUCACAGAAAUCAAAAAGGAACUAGAACAUUAAAGUAUGCGAACGGAGCACUUCUAUUUAAACACGUGUUUGGAAUGCUAAGAUGUUUGUCAAUGGAACUGCGAAACCUGUAAUGCUGCUUUUAUUUUUACCAUACAAAUGGUAUCUAGAUUGUGUGCUAGUGUUUUGCUUGGAAAGACUGUUAAUAAUUAGCCUAGAGGGGAUGAUGCUUAUAUUUAUAUUUCUUCAAACACUUUAUACAUAAACUUUGAUUAAUUUAAUAAAAGUAAAAAAAAAAAGGGUAAAUAUCCAAAUAUGUAUGGAUCAAGUUAAACCGAUUAGUUUAAAAUUAUAGGACUCAAAAAGUGUAAAAUAUUUAAUCAGUCCACCUGAUAUUGCAGGUUGCUAAACAGUUAUUAAAGAGCACUCCACUGCUUAAAUACAAAAUAAAAAUCCCUGUUUAGUAGAUAUACCCCAAAUGAAAACCUGCAUGCAUUUAAUUAUGCAUUUUUUUUUCAUUGGGAUAUUUACGGUCUUUCAUACCUGGUCCAGACUUUCUGUGGCUGUCUAGUCAGACUUCCGAAUAUAGCUCAUAGAAUGAGAAGUCUAUGUAAGUAAGGUGCUCCUGGACAAUUGCUGCCUCUUGAUGUCAGCUGCAUUGAGCUAAUGAAACCAGGAAGUAACAUGAUCUGUUGUCUGUUUGAAAGCCAAGGGGGUGUAACCAGGUUAAUUUAUAAAAGACUAUUUCUAUUUAAAUUGCACUCCACCCACCCACCCCCCCUCACCCGGGAAAAAAAAAAAAUCACUCUUCACACAAAGCUUUUCAUCAAGCUAAAGUUGUUUAGGUGUCUGGGGUGACCCUUUAAAGUAACAUGUUGUUCUCUGGGACCCUUUACAUAUUUCUCCCUUCUGUUGGUCACUUUGCUACAUGUCUGAGGGCCUUUGAAUACCAACGAAUACCAAGUCUGUCAAACUACAACUCCCAUAAUUCCCUGGCAGCAAUAAGACAGAGAAUUAUAGCCGUUGUAGUAAAUCAGAAUCCCUAUUUAUCCCUAUUUAUUUAUUUUUGCCCCGGCUUUACAUCGUUUGCAGCAAUCCAAUUCAUGCGUUUUAUUUGAACUUUGUUUUAAAGAUUUGAAUGGCUGUUUUUUUGUUUUGUAAGACACUGCCUGAAACUGAAAUCAACCAAAGUUUGCCUGCAAGUUUUAUUACUAAAUUGCUGUCUAUCAUUGCAAUGUAAUAAACAAGAGACAAAUUGUGUUUUGAAUUUAUUUUUUUAAAUAAACUUCCAAACCUUCAUGAAUAUUAAACCCUUUAGAUUAAUGUAUAGAUUUACG
Pelobates cultripes (western spadefoot toad) is the source of this 30511-nucleotide messenger RNA. NCBI's taxonomy places the organism in Eukaryota, Metazoa, Chordata, Amphibia, Anura, Pelobatidae. The record is from the annotation of a GenBank genome assembly.